AAACACUUUUUUUUAAAAUGUCAAUUUUUUGGCCCUACAAGGUGAGAACCUGCCUUAAGAAUGGCUUACUGAGCGCCAAUUCGUUUCAAUAUUUUUUUCUGUAAAAUUGUGCCUGACGAUGGAUCUCUGUGAUUCUUGGAGAACUUGCCAUUUUUGAUAGCACCAAGUGUUGGCAAGUAUGUAAAGUCCGCCAAAUGGUGGUUUUAGACACCUUGUUGGCCUCAUAAUGAGCCAAACCGGCGCAGGACAAAGUGGAAUUGGAGGCCUUUUUCACUAUAAGCCGCUUAUCUCAGACGUUUAACUUUGUUUUUUGGAGCCCUUUAUAAUUUUUUUUUAUAGUUUUCACUAUCUGCCAAUAACCGUCUACAACAUUUCGCGAUUUUUUUAUUUUCGUGGCGAUUUGGCUCACAUUAAGGCCUGAGUCCAAAUAUGCAUCAAUUUUCCCCCAUCCAUUUUCCCAUCUUUAUCCAAUCAAAUGCCUAUUUUAGUUUCAUUUGAUCAAUAAUAGCAUCAGAUUGAAAAAAAAAAAACGUUUUAAAUUAACUGCGCACUGUACACACAAGUGAUUACUGACAACGGUCCUAUCCAAAUGAAACGAUUUUCAGCAUGCAAAAAUCCAUGCAGCAGUGCAAAAACUCAAUAAAAAGCAAAAAUGAAAAAAUUUUAGAAUCACAAUAGAACAGAGAUUAUAACUUUUAAAAAAUUUAAGCUUUCAACUAUUUUUGUCUUCGCCACGAGCGAUCAACCAUAAAAGUUGCUAGGUGUCCGAUUCAAAUGAAACGAACUUUAUGUAUGUGUCUGUGUGGGAAUCUGAUAUAAGAUCCGAUUUCUACAAAGUGUGAAAGAGCAUUUCAACACAUCCGAACGCGUCAACGUUUAAAGUUACUUCUUCGUUUAGGCAUCUUUGAUGAUUAACAUACAUACAUACAAAUUAGCUACAAUGUAUGUACAUACAUGUGUACAUAUUCAAUGAUUUUGACGUGAUAAACAUAUUUGUGUACAUGCACACAUCCAUACAUACAUACGUAUAAAAAUUGAUUUAACCAACAAUACGAGGCCCGGUCGGUUUGUACAGCCAGCUCUUGUUUAGUUUAACCCAUCACUUCAUUCUCUUUUACUUGUUUGGUAGAUCUAAGUACAUAUGUACAUACAUAAUUAUUAUCAUUUUUUUAUGGACUUUUUUUUACAAAUAAAAGAUAAAUUGGCUCUUUUAAGGAAACGUGGCCUGAUUGACAUUAAGUCACAUACAUAUUUAAGUUCAUACAUAUACACAUGCAUACCUAUGCAUAAUUAUGGACGGCGUGAAAAAAUCACUCUGCAGCUUAAUUUUAACUGUUGCAUUUGUUUUAGCCGAACAUUCCUUGGCUGAAGUAUUAAAAUGCUUUAAGUGCUCCGUAUCUAUUGAAAAAUAUGUUGUAGACAAUAAAUCGAUUACUACACCACUGUGUUCGCAGUUUCAAAAGUCUUCUAAUUACAUCGUACCGUGCCCAUAUUCAACGAUGUGUUUGAAAUCUAUUUCAAUUCUGCGCCUACAAAAUGGCCAGAACCAAGAAGCUGUUACCAGAGGAUGUGCCCAACAAAAAAAUACAACUCAGAAGGCUUAUGGUGAUGCAGUUUUAUCGAGAACACGUGCUUUUGAGUGGUACAAAGCAUUCCAAGAGGGUCGUAAGAUUCUCGAAGACAUGCCUCGUUCGGGACGACCAUCCACCUCUCUCACCGACACUAACAUCGAUGCAGUGAAGGAAUUUAUUUUUGAAAAUCAUCAUGUCAGCUUACGAGAGAUAGCACAAGUCCUGAACAUCUCUCACGAGUCAAUUCGUACCAUUUUGACUGACCGUUUGGGUAUGAAACGAGUCGCUGCACGGCUUGUUCCAAUGCGCCGCCGCAUCGAGCUACCAUUGUCAACGAAUACAAGGUCAAAAACUCGAUAAAUACCAUCGAACAAGCUCCGUAUUCGCCAGAUUUAGCUCCGUGCGACUUCUUUUUGUUUCCUCGACUCAAGUUGCCGCUUCGUGGAACCCGUUUUAGCACCAUUGAAGACAUUAAACAAAAUUCGGCACGGGAGUUGAAGGCUAUCCCGGAAAACGCUUAUAAAAAAUGUUUCGAAGACUGGAAGAAUCGCUGGCAUAUGUAUAUUGCCUCUAAUGGGGACUACUUUGAAGGCGACAAAAUAAAUUUGGAUGAAUAAAUAGAAAAUGUGAGUGUUAUUAACCCAGUCCCGGUACUUUUUUGACAG
Molecule: messenger RNA, 2236 nt
Organism: Drosophila ficusphila
Lineage: Eukaryota; Metazoa; Arthropoda; Insecta; Diptera; Drosophilidae
Exons: 4
Coding region: 1293-1931 (212 amino acids)
Biological process (GO): regulation of synaptic transmission, cholinergic; positive regulation of voltage-gated potassium channel activity; sleep
Source: RefSeq, a predicted model, not a curated record